Messenger RNA from Melanotaenia boesemani (Boeseman's rainbowfish), 4268 nucleotides. It is a transcript of the gene mier3b, whose product is annotated as mesoderm induction early response 1, family member 3 b. Gene Ontology annotation, biological process: negative regulation of transcription by RNA polymerase II. Bases 36 to 1694 code for a protein of 552 amino acids. Gene Ontology annotation, cellular component: nucleoplasm. Gene Ontology annotation, molecular function: transcription corepressor activity; histone deacetylase binding. The transcript has 13 exons. Lineage: Eukaryota; Metazoa; Chordata; Actinopteri; Atheriniformes; Melanotaeniidae. The record is from RefSeq and is a predicted model, not a curated record.
GCGCUAGAACGAGCCCAUUAGCUAAAAGUACCAAUAUGGCGGAGGCUUCCUUAGGGAGUUCAAGUCCAGUUGGCUCUUUAUCGUCAGAGGACCAUGACUUUGACCCAACAGCAGAAAUGCUAGUUCAUGAGUAUGAUGACGAGAGGACUCUAGAAGAGGAGGAAUCUCUUGAAGGUGGAAGGAAUUUCAGCUCUGAACUUGCGGAUCUGGAAAAGGAAGGGAACAUGCCUUUGGAAGAACUUUUGGCUAUAUAUCGCUACGAGGCCUCAGCUGGUUCCAGUAUAGACAGUUCUUCUGGAGACUUGACUGAUGAGCUACCUGACAUGACUUUGGACAAGGAGGAAAUAGCUAAGGACCUAUUGUCUGGAGAUUAUGAGGAAGAGACCCAGUCUUCAGCUGAUGAUCUGACCCCCUCAGUUACCUCACAUGAGGCCACAGAUUUCUUCCCAAGAACACUUAGAUCCAAUGCUAUUUCUGAUGGUGAUAAAGAGUCGGAGUGUGAUGAAGAUGGCCCAAGCCCAGAGGACUCCAGAAAAGAAAUCAUGGUGGGAACAGAGUACCAAGCAGAUGUUCCUUCUUGCCUCUGUCACUACAAAGAUGGAGAGAAAGCAUAUGAAGAAGACGAUGAACUACUAUGGAGCCCAGGUGUUCUGUCAGAAAGCAAAGUAAGAAGUUUCCUGUCUGACGUUUUGUCAAGGACAACAGAUGAAAAGACAGGAUAUGACAAGCCAGGCAUGCAUGUUCGAGACAAUGAGCAGGCUUUACAAGAGCUUGUCAAAUGCAACUACAACACCCGUGAAGCACUAGAGAGACACUGCAGCCGUGUAAAGUCCUCAAAAGAGAAAUCACCUCCGUGGUCAGAAGAGGAAUGCAAGAACUUUGAACAUGCUCUGCAGAUGUAUGACAAAAAUUUUCACCUCAUUCAGAAACACAAAGUUACGACACGAACAGUAGCCGAAUGUGUGGCGUUUUAUUACAUGUGGAAAAAGUCCGAGCGCUUUGACUUCUUUGUGCAGCAAAAUCGGUUUGGGAAGAAGAAAUUCAGCAGCUAUCCUGGUGUCACUGACCUGAUGGACAGGCUGGUGGACGAAGCAGAGGGACUAGCAGUGGACAGCUCCUCCUCUGUUUGUUCAGGAACAGGUGGAGGAGGAAGAAUGGAGACCACCACAGAACAGCAGCUCAGUCUGCUUAACUCCAUUACUGCCAGCGACCUCACAGCUUUGAGCAACACUGUAGCUACAGUAUGCACCCCUGCAGAGGUUAGUUGCCUGGACUCCUACAGCUUUCCUCCACUGGACAGUCUCCAUCGUGGAUCCCUGAAUCACGAUGAAACCCUAGGGUUCCCCUCAAACGGCGCAGAUCCUGACUGCCUCAACAUGCUUGAUGCCGGCUUCUAUCACUCAGACCUGGGCCAACUUGGAGGUGUAUGCGUCGGUAAAGACUGUGAGCGACCUUCCAAGAGACUCAAGAUGGCACUGCCUGACUCCUUUAUCAAUGAUGUGUCUGUUGGUAACCUCGGAGUGGACUUUGAAGCACGGCGGACAACAACGCACCACCACCGAAUCACCGGUGCAAAAAUGGCUGUGUCUGUUACAGACUUUGGGAGCUUAGCAGGCAGCGGCGAGCCCAAUGGGUUUCUGGGAGCACAUGCACGGCAUCACACACAACACACUGCAGCACUUCAGUCAGAGUGAUCUUCCUCAUAUUCCUUUUCUGUUCUUCCCGUUUGAAACCCUUUUUCCUUCUUGUAAAUAAGACUGACCUCACUGGAAAAUCUGAUAUGUUUAAAUUUUAUUUGAUAUAUAUAGAUAUAUAUCUAUAUAUAUAUAUGUAUAUGAAUAUACUUUUGUUUUCUUUUUGUGUACUAUGACAUCAGUGAUGUCUAUCAUAUAGAACUAAAAUCUUGAUUUCUCUCAAGAGUUUAUAUAGCCAUUUAUUUUAUUUUUUGUUUGUGUUUUUGAAAUGUGUAACGUCCAUGUACAGUGGGGCCCAGAAGCUGCAGUAGGAGUGUUGUGAAUCUUCCUCCCUCACAUUUACAUCGUCAUCAUCGAAGCUACAGUCUGCUAUCCUGACAUUCUUUUCAGCUGCCAAAACACGUUUAGUUUUCUGCCUCUAGUGUUAGCAUUUCGUUGCCUGUCUUUGUUGUUUAAAGUGGUACUUUAUUUAAUUUUUUUCUUUUUUUUUGGUAAAUGGUGUUUGGUUUACAGUUACUGGUCAGUAACCAGAUAUGUGUAGAGGAUUUUAUUAUGAUCCCCCAAAAAUACCUGGGUACAUGUUGUAUUAGCAACACUAACAUGGAAACAGCUUAGAGUCCACAAAGAGUUGUGGCUUUAGCUGCAGAAGCCUGCCGUUUGGAUUUUUUUUUCCCCCCACCAUUUGUUUGCAUGUGUACUUCAAUUCGAGUUGGCCAAACUGGAAAGUGUGUAUGUUGCAGUAGUUUUUUUUUUUUUUUUUUUUUCUACUUCUGUGUUCUCAAACACAAAUCUUUUCUUUCCCUGUUCUACAUUUAAACAGGAGUUGAAGAAUACAUUUGCAGGCACCUUGAACCUUGUUUUGAACUCUUCUAGGAGGAAAUCAGCAAACUAACAGCAAUAUAGCAAUGCAAACAUUUUGGUUGGGGUAAUAGCCAUCUACACACUGGCACAGUAAAGUUUGUAUUUAUUGACUAUACUUUAAUACGAUUUCAUUUAAUCCUUUUGAGUUCACGCUAUCACUCAUGCUUCUCUUAGGCAGAUUUUUACGGUAAAUGUUCUAGUUAUUGUAAAAAUGGUAGAAUAGCUCCCUAAACUAAGUAGCGCCAUUUUCAGAUUAAGCAAGCUUUUGUAAACCUACUAGCAGUAUUACGUUUAUUUAAAGCUUCUCUGAUUUUGUAUUGAACCUCUACCUAGCCUGUACUGACUAGAGAUGCCUUUUAAUAUCUGGUUGACAAUUUCUUGGGAGUCUAGUAGCAGAAAUGGAGCUGUAUUCGCUUGACUGAAGUCUAUAAGUCUGAAAUGUUAAAUGUUUAGCCAGUCAGCGUCAGUUAAUUGGAUGCAGUAGUAGUGUUUACUUAAUUUAUCUAUGCAUUGUGCUAUGAAUAUUUAGUUCGUUUCAGGGGUACAUCAUUUUUGUCAUGACCAUAAAAGUUGUGUUUUUAUCAUAAUGUGUGUGUGUGUGUACAGAGAGAAUUCAUGCCCACUAACCAUCAUUACGUAUAAGUUUCCCAGCCCAGCAUCAAAGAGGAUUUUCACUUCUGCAUUUCAUGUAAAUAUUUAGCAAAUAGCCUUUAAAAAGUCUAUUCCUGACCUCUUACACUUGUGAAUCUGUGUUGAUACAAAGGUUUUAAUUUGAAUCCUUGUCAGAAAGGCAAUAAUUUGUAGAUAUGUAUAGACAUUUUGGGUUUUUUGCAUUUUACUUGUUUGACUUGGUGUUUAAACUUCAUUUUCUCUUUGGAAAGUCAUGAUACCCAAACACCAGGACACAGCUGAAACCACGCAUGCCAGCUGUGCCUGUUUCAAGUGUACCACUGAAAAACGGCUUUACCUGAAGACGUAUUGAUAUACUCAGUGUUGCAAUUUUAAUUUUAUUUCCUCUUUUUUUGCAUUUGAGACUUGCAGCCAUGUGUAAAAGACACUCAUUUUUCUUUCCUUGGAUUUUUUUUUACAUGUCGUCUAUUUGUCUUGAUGGUAAAGGGAUGGCUGCUGCUCUAAAUAUGUGGAGAGCUAGAUUCUUUUAAUGCAAUGUGCAUAAUGCAGUAGGUCCUCCAAGCUCUUCUAGCUUUAGCAGUGCAGUGAUAUUUAUUUCACCUGUGGUUUGUAUAAAGACUAAGAAAACUGUCAGAAUGUAAAGGCCAUUAAGUAGUAUAAGUAGGUUUUCACCACCCUGUGAACUCGAAAAUGUGAUAUUUUAUUGAUAUGUUAUGAGACUUGUGUGUGCAAGAAAGCACUAAACAAAUUUAUUUUAUAUUUUGUAUUGUGUUUUGAAGUUUAAAAGAAAAAAAUAUAGCAGUUGUGGUUUUGAAAAAGAAAACAAGUCCUUUGAAAACAAAAACAUCUUUGUGAAUAAAAACCUACAAAACUUAAAAAUGUAUAUUCAGAAAUAUAGACAAUCAAAAACUUCAUUAUGAGAAAUGUUCAAGAAGCUAUCUUUAUUGUUUAUAAGAAUUGUACAUAAACAUUGCUGUUUUUUUUGUUUGUUUUUUUUUUUUUUUUCUUAAACAUUAUUUUGUAUUUUCUGUUGUACUUUAAUACCUUGUGUACAGAUCCAGAAAUAAAGCUCUGGAAAAGGUU